Messenger RNA from Nipponia nippon (crested ibis), 1521 nucleotides. The record is from RefSeq and is a predicted model, not a curated record. NCBI's taxonomy places the organism in Eukaryota, Metazoa, Chordata, Aves, Pelecaniformes, Threskiornithidae.
CGUGUGCGGGCGCUGCAGGAGGAGGUGGAGGGCGUCAAAACCAUCAUGAGCCAGAACGUGGAGCGGAUCCUGGCGCGGGGCGAGAACCUGGAGCAGCUGCACAGCAAGAGCCAGGACCUGGAGGCCACCUCGGAGCACUUCAAGACGACGUCGCAGAAGGUGGCCCGCCGCUACUGGUGGAAGAACGUGAAGCUGCUCAUCAUCCUCGGCCUCGUGGGCGUCGUCAUCCUCAUCCUCAUCAUCCUCCUGGCCACCGGCACCAUCCCCACUAGAGCCCCCCGUCCCCCCGCGGGGACCCCCCGCCUGUCCCCGAGGAAUACAGGGAUGACGAGCCGCGCGUGCGCGGGGCUGGCGCGGUGCCAGCGCGAGGCCGAGGAGGGGACGGAGCUGAUGAAGCAGAACUUCGCCCGGGCGCUGGAGCGGGACGGGCGCCUCAGCGACCUCGACAGCCGGGCCCAGGAGCUGCGCGCCAUGGUGGGCACACGCGGGCACCCGUGGGGAUUUUUACACCUCUCCCCCACAGGCCGCGGGCUGAAGUCUCACGCCUACAUCCACAGCGUCCAGUUCAGCCACCACGUCUUCCUCAACCUCCACACCCUCAAGUUUUACUGCCUCCCAGACAACUAUGAGAUCAUCGACUCCUCGCUGGAGGACAUCACGUACGUGCUGAAGCCCACCUUCACCGCGCAGCAGAUCACCAACCUGGACAAGCAGGCCAAGCUCUCCCGUGCCUACGACGGCACCACGUACCUGCCCGGCAUCGUGGGGCUCAACAACAUCAAAGCCAACGACUAUGCCAACGCUAUCCUUCAGGCUUUAUCCAACGUGCCGCCAUUGAGGAAUUAUUUUUUGGAGGAGGAGAACUACAAGAGCAUCCAGCGCCCGCCCGGGGACAUCAUGUUCCUGCUGGUGCAGCGCUUCGGGGAGCUGAUGCGGAAGCUGUGGAACCCCCGGAACUUCAAAGCGCACGUCUCGCCCCACGAGAUGCUGCAGGCCGUGGUCCUCUGCAGCAAGAAGAACUUCCAGAUCACCAAGCAAGGGGACGGGGUGGAUUUCCUCUCCUGGUUCCUGAACGCGCUGCACUCGGCCCUGGGCGGCACGAAGAAGAAGAAGAAGACCAUCGUCACCGACGUCUUCCAGGGUUCCAUGCGCAUCUUCACCAAAAAACUGCCCCACCCGGAUCUGCCGGCCGAGGAGAAGGCGCAGCUCCUGCAGAACAGCGAGUACCAGGAGAUGAUGGUGGAAUCCACCUUCAUGUACCUGACGUUGGACCUUCCCACCGCCCCGCUCUACAAGGACGAGAAGGAGCAGCUCAUCAUCCCCCAGGUCCCCCUCUUCAGCAUCUUGGCCAAAUUCAACGGCGCCACCGAGAAGGAGUACAAGACCUACAAGGAGAACUUUCUCAAGCGCUUCCAGCUCACCAAGCUGCCUCCCUACCUCAUCUUCUGCAUCAAGCGCUUCACCAAGAACAACUUCUUCGUGGAGAAGAACCCCACCAUCGUCAACUUCCCCAUCACGUGA